Messenger RNA from Haemonchus placei, 363 nucleotides. The record is from the annotation of a GenBank genome assembly. NCBI's taxonomy places the organism in Eukaryota, Metazoa, Nematoda, Chromadorea, Rhabditida, Trichostrongylidae.
AUGGAUUUUUCUUUAUCUGUUUACUAUCUCGGCUUUACAAAAGUUCGUUUCUUUGAACGUAAUAUUGGCAAGAACAGCACUUCACUAGAACUGUAUCGUUCAAAUGAAGAAAAUGUUAUCGACCAAAUUGAGACAGCACAACUUGAUGGCCUUCUUCCCAUGGAUGCAAACGGGCUUCGCAAGGUAAUUGCUAUGGUGGUAAAGGCGCGCCAAUGUGAGCCCGAAUACAAGUGUCACGUCCUCCAAUGCACUUCUAUGCGAGAAGCAGAUGAGUUUUUACGGAAGACCCAUCAGUUGUUUGACUCCGUCAUAGACACGAUUGAUCAAAGGGAAGCUGAUCAGUGUGAAUGGGUCGAUGUAUAG